AUGAGCAUUUGCAUAUUGUGCAAUCGUACUUUCGGCAGCGAUAGAGCUCUCAAACAACAUGAAGAAAACUCACCAAAGCAUGCACCCUUUGACCCAAAGGCAUGCAAUCGCUCCUUCAGUAGCCAGACUGCACUGAGCCAGCACCAACACAACUCUCCAGUCCAGAAAAAAACCAGAAGCGACUCAGUCACUAGCUCCGUCGCACCUGUUCCCUUUACCCACUAUGUCCCUUUGCUGUUCUCGACGUCUCGUUCAAUCAUACACAACGGCCGGCGCGGUCGCCACACCACGACGGAGAGCAGUUCACGCACGAACCCAACCUUCGACUUGCCUUUCAAUGUACUCGAAAACCGAUUGCGAGCUCUCACUUUAACGGAUGGCAAUACGAUUGUCGCACCGCCAAAGAUCGAUCAAGCGCACAUUGCCACACAACAAGAGGUGAAGACCUCCUUUACAUUUCCGCAACUGCACCAAAGAAUUGCCGAAGCCGUGGUGCCCGAGAUAACAUCUACGUGGUUCAACUACAACACGAAGGCUCCUUUUGAAGAUAGGUACACGACGUGUGUUAUGGGAAAAUUCACAUGCGAAAACAAAGCAUGCAGAAAGCGCCAGUGGAGCAGCACCGUCGUAGCCAUCGGAAUUAGAAGAUAUCCUCGUAACGGGUACAAUGCUGUCGUGUACAAUCAGCAUUGCAAUUCUUGCCAGUGGCUGGGAAGCUUUAAACUGGACGAGAAAUCAUAUGUGGAGCGGAUUGCGUACAGGCUUAAGAAUUGGGCAGGCGUGGCAGUCGAGCAGCCUCUGUAUGGUGAAAAGACUAGAGGGCCACAUGAAAGUCACCUCUGCGAGGGCUGCAAAGUGGACGAUUGCCCUUGGAUGAAAAGAUUGUCAUUAUAA
Alternaria rosae is the source of this 894-nucleotide messenger RNA. Its product is annotated as zinc-binding domain-containing protein. The record is from RefSeq and is a predicted model, not a curated record. Bases 1 to 894 code for a protein of 297 amino acids. The transcript has a single exon. Lineage: Eukaryota; Fungi; Ascomycota; Dothideomycetes; Pleosporales; Pleosporaceae.